Molecule: messenger RNA, 336 nt
Organism: Melitaea cinxia (Glanville fritillary)
Lineage: Eukaryota; Metazoa; Arthropoda; Insecta; Lepidoptera; Nymphalidae
Exons: 3
Coding region: 1-336 (111 amino acids)
Source: RefSeq, a predicted model, not a curated record
AUGACAUUACUCUGCUUACCGAUAAUAUUAUUUGAGAUGACGAAAAACGAAAUUGAUAUUAUUAAAGAGAUUUUAAGAGACAGAUAUCUCGGAAAAUCCGAUGAAAAAGAAGAGCUGGAAAUUCAAAAUGCCUUGGAAUACAUCAAUCUACGACCCUUGAAAAGCAAUAAAUUACUUCUUUCGCAAAUUCAAAAGACCUUGAACUACAUCAAACUACGUCCUUUGAAAUACAGUAUUUGGAGAAUAUUUUACAUGGAUGCACUUCUGCCGUUAAAAAUUGUCACCAUUUGCGUUACAUACAUAAUUGUGGUCACUCAAUUUACAAGUUCGGUGUAA